This is a messenger RNA of Volvox carteri f. nagariensis, 378 nucleotides long. RefSeq lists its product as uncharacterized. The transcript has a single exon. The record is from RefSeq and is a predicted model, not a curated record. NCBI's taxonomy places the organism in Eukaryota, Viridiplantae, Chlorophyta, Chlorophyceae, Chlamydomonadales, Volvocaceae. The annotation marks the transcript as partial.
CCUUUUGGGCCCUCCGGCCUUCCUAUCGUCGACUCCGCGACACCCCUUUUGGGCCCUCCGGCCUUCCUAACGUCGACUCCGCGACACCCCUUUGGGCCCUCCGGCCUUCCUAGCGUCGACUCCGCGACACCCCUUCAGGGCCUCUCCGGCCUUCCUAACGUCGACUCCGCGACACCCCUUUUGGGCCCUCCGGCCUUCCUAGCGUCGACUCCGCGACACCCCUUUUGGGCCCUCCGGCCUUCCUAUCGUCGACUCCGCGACACCCCUUCUGGGCCCUCCGGCCUUCCUAUCGUCGACUCCGCGACACCCCUUUUGGGCCCUCCGGCCUUCCUAACGUCGACUCCGCGACACCCCUUUUGGGCCCUCCGGCCUUCCUAA